This is a messenger RNA of Microbotryum saponariae, 1331 nucleotides long. NCBI's taxonomy places the organism in Eukaryota, Fungi, Basidiomycota, Microbotryomycetes, Microbotryales, Microbotryaceae. The record is from the annotation of a GenBank genome assembly.
AUGACGCUCGUCGACGCGCACCUGCAAGGCGUGUCCGACCUUGACAAGCUGUGGAACCUGCUCGUCGAGCUGUCAUCGCAGCUGUCCCACAACCGACAGCAGACCGAGGAGUUGCACAGACGUGCAGAAGAGCUCAAGGUGGGCAUUUUGUACUGGGAUCUUGUCGACGGAGUGACGUGCACUGACCCUCGUGGCCGCUGGCGGCAUUAGACCCAAGCGAUCCACAACCAGACCGGCUACACCCUCCGCCGCUUCAACUUGGACGUCAGCAGUGGUCAGUCUAUGCUCUAUCUUGGAUCAGAGACCCGCACCCUCUCAUGUUCACAUCGCAUUUGGCUCUUGUGAUGGCAUGCGACGCGAUCGCAAUCCCACAGUCGAGUUCGACUCGGAGCUUGAACGACAGAACGUUAACCUCGUCAACGAGAACCAGGCACUGCACCAAGAGAACCGGGCACUAUCGAUACUACUCAAGGACUAUGAGGCCACGCUGGAGAAUGUGAUGGGCAAAUUCAGGGCUCAUGCGGUCAGUAGAGAUCCUGGCCCGCCCACGCCCCUACCUCGAGGGCGGGUUGAGCUGAUCAAGUCGAGAAUUGCAUCUCCCCCCGUUUUAUUUUUCAUAGGCCGCAACGCAGCAACACCACCUCGAUCUUGUGCGACAUUACGAGUCGCUCCUCCUCAACCCGGACCCUUCGUCUUCGGCGGCACUGGACGAACGUGGCAACUCAAUCGACCCUGGCUCGCCCGAUUCGCACCCCAGCUCCUCGGGCGCUAUUGACCCUCUGCACCUCAAUUUGUCCCUCUCCCAUGUUGCGUCUUUGAUCCGGAAAGCCGUGCGAGCAAUGAACGGCGAGGACCCGGAAUCGAUCGACUCACCUCCUCUAUCCCCGAUCGAUCCCUCGGCCGCUCCCAUAGCGUCUGCCGCAACCACCUCCGAAUCCUGUGCUUCUUCUUCGGCUCCCACGUCCUCGGAGACGUCGUCCAAGAGCAGGAUCCCCCAAACACGACCGUACGAUGUCACAGAAGGAGGCUAUAUCGGGAAAGGAGCGACGAGCGAACCGCAUUACCUCCCCACGACGUCGACCUCGAGUCUCGUCCAAACCCCCCCUCUGAACGCCGUCGACGCGCAACACAAGACCAUGGCAGGCCAUGCGUUGCACAGGAAAGAGGUGCUGGGACCCGUCGACGAUGCAUUGGAGAAGGAAAUCGAGGUCGCAGCAUUGAGAAAGGAGAAUCGCGAGUUGAGGUAUGCUCUAGGGAUCGAGGAGAGAGAGAGAGAGCAGUCUCGGGGGGAGGAUGAGCUUGUCGGUGGUCGGGGAGUGUUGAAUCCGUGA